AUGUUCCGCAGUAAGCUCGCCACGACCGCGCGCACCGCGAAAUGCUACUAUCGCACUCACGGAUACGCAACUUACCUGCUGGCAGAUUCAUGUCAUGGCAGUGGCGGAACGCCACUUGCUAAAGCCAUUCUUGGAUCCAGCUCAGCGCGACUCGCCGCUGCGACGCAAUCCGUCGCGUGCGCCGCAGAUUUUAAACAUGAUAUGUGGGACGGUGAUCGUCUUCUCACGUCUACGGUCAAUUUGACGUGCGAGUCUGAUGUGCAGAAAUUUGUCGCGCAGGUUCAGUAUUCACUCUCCGAGACAAUCGACAUUCUCCUCGCAAACGUAGGUGAAGUCCCAGGUCGCUGGAGAACCUCCUUCAAUUCGACACCGCUCAUUCCAGAAGUGCGCGCCAAUGAGUGGAUACGGCUUUGCAAGGACGUUGCGGGGGUUGGAAUUCUUCUUAAAAAUGUUUUGCCCACGCUGAUGCGGCAUCCCACAGAUCAUCGAAAAGUUGUCGUAAUUUUCACGCACCAAGCGCCGCUACAUUGCGUCGAAACUGUCGCAUUGAAAUCGAUUUCAUCAGCACUUGACGAGUUAGUCGCGUCGACGAGCCUGGAAUUGGCGCGGAAGAGCCCUACGGAGUUCGUGACGGUGAAGGUACAUACACCAAAUUUAGAGUCCAACGAUGCGCUCGCAUGGGGCAGGGAAGUGGUUCGGCAAAUCGGACGGUUGCGACUCGAAGCGACGUUCGCCUCUACUCACGAUGGGCAACAUUUGCCCAUUCCAGGUUAUCCUGACAAGCCCGAUACAUUCUGGUAUGGGGCACAUGUUUGA
Molecule: messenger RNA, 816 nt
Organism: Ostreococcus tauri
Lineage: Eukaryota; Viridiplantae; Chlorophyta; Mamiellophyceae; Mamiellales; Bathycoccaceae
Product: NAD(P)-binding domain
Exons: 1
Coding region: 1-816 (271 amino acids)
Source: RefSeq, a predicted model, not a curated record